This is a messenger RNA of Pecten maximus, 7515 nucleotides long. RefSeq names its product ADP-ribosylation factor-like protein 16. The coding region runs from base 127 to 657 and encodes 176 amino acids. The transcript is spliced from 5 exons. Gene Ontology annotation, molecular function: GTP binding; GTPase activity. NCBI's taxonomy places the organism in Eukaryota, Metazoa, Mollusca, Bivalvia, Pectinida, Pectinidae. The record is from RefSeq and is a predicted model, not a curated record.
CGUGAAGAAAACAUUCACGACAUAGGAAAACAAAAUGGAAACUGUUCAUGAUCAUAGGAAACUAUCUACAAGAUGACAGACAACAACGUAUAAAUCUGAUAAGUUUUUGACCGAACGGUUUCCAGAAUGUGUCUCAUUUUAGGACCACAUGGUGCAGGGAAAACGCUACUACUGAGGAGACUCCAUACUUACCUUAAUAUAAAAGAUCAGGACCCCCCUGGAGUGUCUCCAACGACUAUACCUACUGUGGGAACCAUUCUGGUGAAUGUGAUGGUUACCAAGAAACACGAAGUGGUCAUCAGGGAAAUGGGCGGAGCUAUGAGUCCAAUAUGGCCAAAAUAUACAAAAGGCUGUUCCACUCUAAUGUUUAUGGUGGACAUGUCUAACCGAUUACAAGUGGCCGCAGGAUGUAUCCUGCUUCUGACCACCCUCACGGACCGGUCACUUGUCACAGACAAGAUUCUAAUAUUACUUAACAAGAUUGACCUGCCAACCUGUAUGAGUAGAUUUGAGUUUGAUUCACUGUUCCGUUUGGAUGAUGUGCUACAACACACAAAACUAAAGGUGAGCGUGUUGGAGGUGAGUGCCUACACAGGACAGGGACUGGGCGAGGUGCUGGACUGGCUGUCACACAACACGACAGGAGAUGCCAGCUGAUGUUGCUUUAUCUUAGGUUCUUACCGUAACUAUUGUGUAUUGAAAUAUGUUAUAAUGUAAUGGAUGGUUUGUACAAAAUUAAUGAAACAAUUUCAUGAUGUUUCAGUUGCUUUUUCACCCCCGAGAUCAUCCAAAGAUUCUGUUAUUUAAUUUACAUCUAAAAUUGUCUUUUGUUAAUUGGUUUAUUAUGAAUUAAGAUUUAUUAGACCGCCAUCACUAGAUGUUCAACUCAUGAUUCGUCUAUGUUUUUUAGGCCAAUUUCCAUAAAGCUCAUAUGUAGGUUCCAUUUGGUCUUUUGUUGUGCAUGUUAAAAAUCACCACUCACCACCUAUUAUUUUAAAAGAUAAGUUUGAAAGCAAUUAAUGAAUAUUUCCAAUAUCAUUGGUGGUUUCCCUGUAACUUACAUAUUCAAUAGUUACAUGUACAUUAAUUUUUGUAAAUACACUAUAAAUGUCAAGUGGCAAAUAUGAGGAAAAUAGGAAAGAUCUAUCUUAUCAAGAGCCUAUAAAGAACUUUCAAUGGUGGGAUCUCUUAUUGGUAGAGUUGGGGAGUAGUAUUAUUAACUAAGGUUUUCAAUACUGGGUUUAAUUUAAAUACAUGUAAGCUAGAAAAGGGUGUCAACUUUGACUCAAACUUUGUGACUUUAAUAGUAAUAUUUGCUUUGAAAAGGUAGCAUAUAGAAUAUUGUAUACAUAUAACAUGUUAUACCCGAAGUGUAACAAGGGCCCGAUGGAGGGCCACAACAUACGCCCGCCGCAAUAUUUGACACUUGGAAGGGGGUAGUUUCACAGGUUGUAAUGCUUUAAAAUGAAGCAUCAUUGUUGGAAAGUUGGAAGGAGAUAUUGAUACACAUAAUGGUGUGUAGUCGAAACCGAAGGGCAACUUUAAAUAUAUACGUUGCAAAUAUGGGAAACCUUGGUUUAGACACAACAACACAAAAAUUAGUUCACAUGUUUAUAUACUGAAUAUAUACAUUAAAAGAACCUCUUUGCAAAGAAUCAGCCUCCUAAUACCAUCAUUAAGUGAAUGGUGAGCAAUUACAAAAUCAUCAAAGGGGAAUAACUCUGCAAAUAUGGGGGUAAGGGGCAUGGUUUUGGUAUGCGACACCCCGGCUCAUCAAGAUGUAUAUUUGUGUCAAGUAUGGAGAGCCUGGGUCUAGUAGUAUUGGAGUUAUGGUCCGGACACCAUAUGUGCCCACCAGCCCACCCACCCGAACGCCCGCCCGCCAACAUGAUAACAUAAUACGUCCCGUCUUUCGUCGGGCGUAUAAAAAGGGAAGUCGGACCCCAUUACUGAGCUAAGGCUGUUAAGGUACACAGACGUAAGAUAUCUAUACUUGAUGAUAGAUUUGUUUUCUUUAUAGUGAAUAUCAUCUUGGUUUGAAAAGAAGUUUUAUGGUGAUAAAUAUUAUAUUAGUAGUAUAAGAUUAAGUAUUAAUUAGUAGGAUAUAGGUGUAAUAUACAUAAAUCCAGAUAAUUGAUUUGUAUGAAAAGAAUCUUUUGUUCUCAGGAUGUCAAACUUUAUUGUAUUGUUAGAUUAUUUAUGAGAUGAGUUUAAAGCAGUGCAGUGUAUUAUUAAACUGCUUUGAUCACAUGCAAUUCCAUUGUGUUCAUUCUACUAAUAAAUCAUGUAUAAUUUAUAUUUAUGCCUGCCCACUGAAUGCACCAGGUAACCACAUUGAUCUCUCAAGAUUUCAAUGUCCUUACUCAGUUAUUUAUCAAUAUUUUAGCUUGCCUAUCCAAAGGUGAUGGUGCAGCAUCAUUGUCAAUCUCUAUGUUUGGCUUCAAUUUUUUAAUUUAAGUGUUAACCUGAACAGCCUGAACAACCAAGAGGCACAAGCUCAUUUUUCCAGUAGCUGACUGGGAUUAAGGACUAUCAAAUAAUUGAAAUCUACCAACAUGAUCAUGUGGUUCAAGUGACUUAAAAGCAUUUAACACAAAUUUUCGCUGCAAUCUUAUCUUAGCUUUUAUUGCAUUUGAGGCAUUCUGCUAAAUUAUGAUUGCACGAAUGGUUGUUUUUCUACAUUGCUUUCUAAAGAUAAACAUUGCUUGUGUGCUAAUUGGGAACUGGGGGAAGGGGCUAUAGUUUUGUUUGUUUCUAUCUGUUCAUCUGUCCUUCGGCUCAUGAUCUUGUCCAGGUUCACUCAUGUGAGGCAAUCUAAUGUGUUGUGUCAAAAUUAGGUCACACUUACCUACAUUUUGACCUUUGACCUAUAUCAAAGAAAACUUUGCCUGAGCUGUAUUACAUAUUCACACUGAUGUACUUUAAACAACAUCAAAGAAAAUGUAACAAGCUUGAUUAUUACAAAUUGAUCAUCUAUGCAUUCUUGGUAUAUAAUUUCACAUCAAGUGGGUGACCAAUUGGUUGAAUUGUUUUGUUAAACAUUCCAUUAAUCUAUUUUAAUUUGGCUGUGCGCUAAAAUAUGAAUGCAUCAAAAUGAGUAUGUUAAGUAAGUCAUGUCAGUGAUUUAUAAGGUGUAGAAUUAUAAUUAGUUUAUAUAUUAAGGAUGAUCCUCACACCAUACCGAUGAUUUAUAAGGUGUACAAUAGUAAGUCUAUAUAUCCAGGAUGAUCCCCACACCAUACCGAUGAUUUAUAAGGUGUACAAUAGUAAGUCUAUAUAUCCAGGAUGAUCCCCACACCAUACCUAUGAUUUAUAAGGUGUACAAUAGUAAGUCUAUAUAUCCAGGAUGAUCCCCACACCAUACCUAUGAUUUAUAAGGUGUACAAUAGUAAGUCUAUAUGUUCAGGAUGAUCCCCACACCAUACCGAUGAUUUAUAAGGUUUACAAUAGUAAGUCUUUAUAUCCAGGACGAUCCCCACACCAUACCAAUGAUUUUUUGUAAAAAUGCAAAGCAGACAAAUUAGAGGGAGAUCUCAUAAUAUCACUGUUUCAUUAUGUUAGCAUAAAAAGACAUACCAGAAUGUGAGGGUAUUAAAGCCAGCAAAUUAGAGGGUGAUCCCCUCAUCAUAUCACUGUAUCGGAGGGUAAGGAUAUGACAGUGUAAAACAGACAUAGGAGGAUGACUGACAUUGUAUGGCUCUUUUCUUGUGAUGAUGUAAAUAAAUUAAAUGACAAGAUGACUACAGUCUUCAAUGGAAUUCACCAUAACCCAUUUUGAAGUUGAGAGAAAUGAGCGAUGAAGGCUGAUUGGGUGUAGAGUACUUUUCCUUUGCUGAUUAAUGUUGUCACAUGAUAUCUGUUGUCACAUGAUAUCUGUUGUGCCAAUGUAUGUUAGGUUAAUGAGUAUGCUGUUGUAUUACAUGAUUGAUAGCUGUAUGCAGUUGUGUAAUUGUUAUGUUUUGUUUGCUGUUCAUCAUAAAAAAAUAAUUAUAAUUUGUAUACAUGAAGCCAAAAGGAUAAGUUUUGUCAUGUUGCUUCAUACCCUUGGUGACUUUGUCUUUAAGUCAUAAUGUAGAAAAGGUGAAGAUAUCUACCAUUAAGAUAACAUCACAUUGUGUACAUUUAUAUUGACUCUAAUUACAAUACUGUAUAGUUUAGAAUGCUCUAUUAGUUGGUACUGCAAUUUGAUAGUGUAGGUAAUCUUUACAUCUCAAAGCUAUGAUUAUCAUGUCCUAAUGGUCGCGCUAUGAAUUCCAUUUAAAGUCUUUUAAAAAAAAAGCAUAUUUAAUUAUUUUUAGUUGGUUCUUCUUUGGGUUAAAAACUCCAUCAAUAUUGAUGGUUAUAUCCUAUUGAUAUUAAUAUAGUGGCAUUGCCAUCCAAGCAUAUACAUAUAAAGUAUAUAAGAAGGCUGAGAAUUAUGAAAAAAAAGAAGUGUCCUGCUUUUAGACUAGGAAGUUUUGCCUCAUCCCUUUGGAAUUUAGUCCAGGGUUAUAUAAUGGAAUUUGUUUUAUCUUUAUUUAUUGUUUAUGCCCGUAUACGACUUAGUUGGGGGUAUGCAGCUGUUCUAGCCUGAUUCUAUCUGGCCAGCCAGCUGUUGCAGCAAUAAAAGUUCCUAUUUAGGUCUAUUUAGCAAGUUUUUUAGGCCUAAAUUAAAUGCUAAACAAUGCUAAUUUCUAGCAUUUAUAUCACUUUGAGGUCUUUGGGACUUGUAAUGUACCAAUGUAGGUAAAAACUGUUGAGAUCACUGAACUAACAGCUUCCAAGGUAAGGGAUCCAUGCCCAUCAGGCAUCUUGGUUUAGAUCAAAUUCAAGUUACCAGAAAAACCCUUGAUACCUUGGUUCAUACUUGUGAUAUCUUGGUUAACGUCUGCGAUACCUGGGUUCAUGCCUAUGAUGCAUUGGUUCAUGCCUGUGAUACAUUGGUUCAUGCCCGUCAUACCUGGGUUCACAUUUGUGAGACCUCGGUUCAUGCUUGAGAUGCCUUGGUUCACAUCUGAUUGUUGGGUUCACGUCUGUGAAACCUGAGUUCUAAAAUUGUGAUAACUCAUGGUUUAUGUCUGCAAUACCUUGGUUCACAUCUGUGAUACCUGGGUUCAUACCUGUGAUACCUGGGUUCAUGCCGGUGAUACCUGGGUUCAUGUUGGUGAUACCUUGGGUCACAUCUGAUACUUUGGUCCAUGCCAGUGAUACCUGUUUUUCUACAAGGUACAUUUUACAUAAAAUUUGAUGUGUUCAAGAAGGUUUCCUGUUAUAUCUGGUUUGGUCAUUCUGGUCAUGCCAGUUAGACAUCUCUUGUUUCCAUAGACACCAUGAAUACCAUGAAUGUUGGUACACAAUUGAUAUUAGAUGUUAUACAGUAUACUGCGUAGAUGUAGGAUAAAGGCCAGUCGAAUAUUUCCUAAUGAACUCACAUUUUUCAAUGUAUAAUUUGCCUACACAUUCUUAGUAAAUAUGUAUAUUAUGUCCAAAAUGGGAAGGGGAUACUGUAGUGUUCUUCUGUCAAUCUACCCCACUUUACAGCAUAUCUUGACAUCUGUUAGGUUGAUUCAGUGUUCAGGAUUGUCUUCACACUUCCUUACCUGUACGUGUCUUCACACUUCCUUACCUGUACGUGUCUUCACACUUCCUUACCUGUACGUGUCUUCACACUUCCUUACCUGUACGUGUCUUCACACUUCUUACCUGUACGUGUCUUCACACUUCUUACCUGUACGUGUCUUCACACUUCCUUACCUGUACGUGUCUUCACACUUCCUUACCUGUAAGUGUCUUCACAUUUCCUUAUCUUUACAUGUCUUCACACUUCCUUACCUGUACGUGUCUUCACACUUCCUUACCUGUACGUGUCUUCACACUUCUUACCUGUACGUGUCUUCACACUUCCUUACCUGUACGUGUCUUCACACUUCCUUACCUGUACGUGUCUUCACACUUCCUUACCUGUACGUGUCUUCACACUUCCUUACCUGUACGUGUCUUCACACUUUCUUCCCUCUACGUCUCUACCACAGCUUAAUUGCUACAUUGACACACAUAUACACUAAUCUGGAGGAAUAGUAUCAUUUAGCAUUGUCACGUUACAUAUAAAUACAUGUCUAGUUCUGUUUUUCCUAGAUGUUAAUCAUUUCAUGUGCUUACAUGUGUGUGUGUGUGUGUCGGCAUGUGAGUACAAAGAUUACAUAUCAAACUUGUGAUGUACAAAUCAUUUUGAUCAGUGAUUAUUUUUUUAAUGAAAAGAUUAUCACACUUCAUGCUUUAAUUUUUAUAUUGAAAUUGUGCAUAAUAUUUACUUUUAUAAAAAGUCUAGUUUUGUACUUUGGAUGUAGUACCAAUAUGUUGUCAUUAACACAUUGUAACACAGCAUGUUACUAUGUAUUUAUCAGCUGCCAUGAAUAUUUAACAGGAAUAUUUUUUUGAACUGAUUGGACUAUGAUAGUUUAACUAGAAUCUAUAAUUUCAUUUAGGUGUCUCAGAAGGUGAGGCCGCGGUGGCCGAGUGGUUAAGGUGUACCUGACACUUUAACACUAGCCCUCCACCUCUGGGUUGCGAGUUCGAAACCUACGUUGGGCAGUUGCCAGGUACUGACUGUAGGCCGGUGGUUUUUCUCCGGGUACUCCAGCUUUCCUCCACCUCAAAACCUGGCACGUCCUUAAAUGACCCUGGCUGUUAAUAGGACGUUAAACAAAACAAACCAAAGUCUCAGAAGGUGUUUCUAUUUUUAGACAUUAUCAGAGACCUGCUUCAAUUCAGAAUAAGAAAAAAGAUCAUAGAAUGUACGUGGUUUCCUGAAUAAAAUAAUUCUCCUUUCUUCUGAAGAGGAUUGGAAUACACCUUGAUUAUAACACUGCAUUCUGCUCAGUCAUCCAAACUUACAUCGAACAGUAAUUUGGAAGAAACCAGUUUCUAUCUGAGACCUUCAUAGAUUUUGUCAAAAUUGAGUUAGAUCCUUGAUAGAUGGAAAACCCAUUAACCAGUAUCUGCCAGAUAGCUCAAACAUUAAAACAAUGUCACUGAUAGUUGGCAGAUAAUUUUAUCACAUUCCAUGUCUAUUGCAGUUACAUCAAAAAAAAAAAAGAGCUGACAUUCUUUGAAUUGUUUAAUUAAGGCCUUGAAAUGGCCUUUUGACGAGAUCUGUAUGCCCCCAAUAUCCGAUUCAAAUCUAUUACAGCUUCCUGGAAAUUCUUGGUCUAUAGAUAUUGUGUACUUUGCCAAACACUUGCCAAAAGAGUUGUAAAAUAUGGAUAUGUUUGUGUGUAAAACUGUAGUAGAUGGUGUCAUUCAUUUAGUUAGCCCAAGUUUUCUCUGGCCCUGUCACCAUGUCAUGGUGAAAGGGCCAGAGGAAACUCGGGCUAUCAUUUAGUAAACUUGCUGCCAUUAACAUUUAUUGGUAAAAUGUGUUCAGGUUGUGAACAUUGAAUUGUGAUCAUGCUGCUCUUUUUGAAUGUGUUAAGUAUUGGUUGGAACCGAGUUAAUUCUGUGAUAUUCUUGAUUAAAUUAUGUCAAUCACCAAGACAA